AUGGUCCAACUCACCGCUGUGUUCUUGUUCGCCUCAGUUUUGACUAUUGCAAUGGGGACGCCACUCAUAAAGAGAGACAUGGCAACAAUUCAAGCUGAUAUCACUAACAUCUCGUCGCUGCUUGUAACUUGGGAUAACGACGUCAACGCGUUCGCCGGUACUACUGACGGAGCUGCCGCCAUUCACGACGACAGUGUUGCCUUGGAGUCAGCCUUCAACACUGCUAUUACAGAUACCCAGGCUACUUCGAAUUUCUCCACUGACAUGGACGGCCUGCUCGUCCUCGGUCAAAUAGAGAACUCUUCUACCAUUCUCGUUGGUGGGCUAACUCAAAUUGCCGUGAAAGGAGCCAACUUUACCAGUAUCAAUGAAACGUCGGCCAUCAUGUCUGAUUUGGCUACUCUCGGAGCCGCAGCCACAGGAUUAAUCGCUGCAAUCGGCGACAUCAUCACUGAUCAAGAGGUGGUUGCUCAGGCCACCCAAUUGGAGACUACGUGGAGCGCUGCAUUUGGCGAUGCUAUCUCUGAUCUUCAAACCGGUCUUUAA
Molecule: messenger RNA, 546 nt
Organism: Lentinula edodes (shiitake mushroom)
Lineage: Eukaryota; Fungi; Basidiomycota; Agaricomycetes; Agaricales; Omphalotaceae
Exons: 4
Coding region: 1-546 (181 amino acids)
Cellular component (GO): extracellular region
Source: RefSeq, a predicted model, not a curated record